Messenger RNA from Serpula lacrymans var. lacrymans S7.9, 2538 nucleotides. RefSeq lists its product as uncharacterized. Lineage: Eukaryota; Fungi; Basidiomycota; Agaricomycetes; Boletales; Serpulaceae. Gene Ontology annotation, molecular function: actin binding. Bases 1 to 2538 code for a protein of 845 amino acids. Gene Ontology annotation, biological process: vacuole fusion, non-autophagic; intracellular protein transport; endosomal transport. The record is from RefSeq and is a predicted model, not a curated record. Gene Ontology annotation, cellular component: cytoplasm; HOPS complex; lysosomal membrane. The transcript has 14 exons.
AUGAAAGAACACCCGACUGCGUUAUGGGAUGCCAUGCAAGAUGGGAACGUGUUCUACCGCCGUCAGCAGUUAUACUCGACAACAGGCAAGUUGCCUGACUUACGUGACUUCAUCAUCGCUGGCUGUCGCAAUGGUGGUCCAAUAGCUCUCAUGCGGAACACUGCAAGGAUUGUUGCUGUCACCCGCGCAACUCCAGGGUUUGCCAAGGCUCAAAUCCAAGUUUACUCGCCUGCAGGAGAGAGUUUGAUGACCUUCAGUUGGGAUCAAAGCAAAAUCAUACGUUUUGGAUGGACGUCUGACGAGAGAUUGGCGGUUUUGAACGAAGAAGGCACAUAUCGCCUUUACGACCUUCAGGGAGAUUAUAACCAGUUUUCGUUGGGAAGCGAGGCCUCUGAAAUGGGGAUCAUAGACGCGCGUAUACAUGAGGAUGGAUUGGUAGCCAUGUCGGGCUCUUUGACGUUGUUGGAAGUGAAGGGCUGGCAAGGCCAAAGACCACUAACGCUAGCAAACCCUGGACUAUCUGAACCACCAAACUCAUGGGCCGUCAUUCCACCUGACCAGACCAUAUCAAGGCACGUGGAAGUGCUGCUGUCCGUGAAUGCUACCAUAUUUGCAGUCGACAAUCUCGAGAGCGUAGAUCAACGGUUGUCUCGCGGCCCAUUCACUCACGUUUCACCUUCGCCGAAUGGUAAACUGCUGGCUCUCCUGACGUUUUCAGGUCUUCUGUGGGUGGUAUCGACAGACUUCCAACGUAGCUUGGCCGAAUUUGAGACGUCAAGUAUUGGAGCUCAGGGCCAGGUCAACCAAGUCGAGUGGUGUGGAAAUGAUGCUAUCCUCGUGACGUGGGAGGGCCUCGCUCUUCUUGUCGGACCUUCUGGGGAUACUCUUCAAUAUUUCUACUCCGGCCCUACAUUUACUGUUACAGAAGUUGACGGUGUAAGAAUAGUUGGUACUGACGUCUGCGACCUGCUGCAAAAAGUACCGGCCUCAUGUGUCUCUAUAUUCCGUCCUGCCUCGACUUCGCCAUCAGCCAUAUUAUUCGAUGCUUGGGAUAGCUUUUCUCGUCGUUCACCAAAAGCUGACGAGAGCAUACGAAAUAUCCGGCCAGAGCUCGCAUCUGCUGUUAACGAGUGCAUUGAUGCAGCAGGGCGAGAAUGGGAGCCUUAUUGGCAACGACAGCUGCUUAGUGCAGCAAAGUUUGGGUGGGGAUUCUUGGAUUUGUAUGAUCCAACUGACUUUGUGAACAUGGGUCAAACACUUAAAGUCCUCAACGCAGUCCGCUACUACGAAAUCGGAAUUCCUCUCACUUACUCCCAGUAUCAAUAUGCCUCUCCUUCCCACCUCAUAACUCGCCUCACCUCCCGAAAUCUGCACCUGCUCGCGCUUCGCAUUUCAUCCUUCCUGUCUCUAAAACCAGACGUCGUUCUGAAACACUGGGCAAGUGUCAAGAUCGCGCGGUCCAAACCAACCACGACGGGGACUGGCAAGGAUGCUGAACUCGGUGCUGACGACGAAGUUUGUAGGUUGAUCGUGGACAAAUUUGAGAAACUGGGGGGUGGGGAUGUCAGCUAUUCCGAUAUUGCUAAGCGGGCUUGGGAGGUGGGCAGGGCAGGGCUUGCAACGAAGCUUCUUGACCACGAAACGAAAGCAUCGGACCAGGUCCCAUUAUUACUAACCAUGAAGGAAGACAAGCUAGCUCUUGCAAAGGCUGUCGACAGUGGAGAUACCGAUCUAGUCUAUCAUGUCUUGCUUCACCUGCACAAACGGCUACCACUGGGCUCUUUCUUCCGCCUCAUUGAAGACGGCGGCUCACGACUCGCCCCUGCCAGUAAGCUGCUGCAAGUCUACGCACGUGAGCAGAACCGAGACAUGCUUCGCGAUUUCUAUUACUCGGAUGAUCGUCGCGUGGAGAGUGCGACACUCUGCUUGGAUGAAGCAUCACGCAUGAUAGACCCAAACGCAAAGAUUACCUCAGUCAAAGCAGCCCAGAAAUUCUUUUCCGAGGACAAGGAUAGAAGUUUCGAAGCCAAGAUGAUGGACGAAAGCGUCCGCCUCCUGACCUAUCAGCAACAGCUGGAAAAAGAAGCCGAUGGGAAGGUCGCCUUCUUUGGGCAGAGCAUCAACGAGACCCUCCGGACGUGCCUCAUCAACGGCAUGUCAAAGCGAGCGGACAAGAUCAGAGCAGAUUUCAAAGUGCCAGAUAAACGCUUCUGGCACCUCAAGCUCCACGCCCUCACCCACAUCCGCGACUUUGACGCCCUCGACGCCCUCGCGCGCUCCAAGCGCAGUCCGAUCGGCUACGACGCCUUCGUGCACCACCUCGCGGACAGGGGCCACCUCAAGGAGGCCGCCGCCUACGUCGUCCGCUGCGACCUCCCCAAGCGCGUCGAUCUCUACGUCGAGUGCGGCGAGUGGCGGAUGGCGGGGAGGGAGUGUAGGGAGAGGGGGGAUAGGGCGAAGAUGGAACAGUUACGGAAGAAGUGCCCAAACUCGUUGAUUGCGCGCGAGCUGGACCAGUUGGCGUCUUCGAUGAAGUAA